AUGAAUCAGAACAGAACACAGGAACCAUCCACCAUGAGUCAGAGUACAGCCGUUAGCGCUCAGCUGAGCAAAACCUUCAAGUAUGUGAAGAUACCUGCGGACGAGAAGGAGCCGUGUGAGGAACUGUCUAUGACUUACACCGACGCCACAGAGAUUCAAUGUCUUACUGAGAAAUUACAGAACUACUAUCGCGAGCGAAAGGGUGCUGCCGACAGCGCUGCCGAGCGUGAGGCUUUCAAAAAGCAGAUGGAAGAGAAGUUGGCAGAGCGCGCAGAAAAGGGUGGCCCGCCCGGUCCAAAGAUCACAGACGAGUUAAUGGACCAGCUUACUAAUAUGCAAACUGUGGACAUAUGCACGUUGCUGACGCCAAACGCCGAGAAUGACUACGAGAUGAUCUGUGCCUAUGUUGACGACAAGAGCGUAGCGAAGCAGUUGCCUAUCAACCGUCGAGCGCAGGCCGUCGCAUUCUCUGCGAUGCAAAAGCUCGAAUUAAGAGGAGAUGUGUUCUUUGCUAAGCUGUACGAGAAUGGUGUGGAAGACAAGUUCGGCAGAAUGGACUUCGUGCUAAAUGACCUGAUGCCCGAGGCUUCGUGGGUUCAAGCAGCACAGAAAUUCACCUCAA
Sphaeroforma arctica JP610 is the source of this 622-nucleotide messenger RNA. RefSeq lists its product as hypothetical. NCBI's taxonomy places the organism in Eukaryota, Ichthyosporea, Ichthyophonida. The annotation marks the transcript as partial. The record is from RefSeq and is a predicted model, not a curated record. The transcript has 4 exons.